This is a messenger RNA of Astyanax mexicanus (Mexican tetra), 763 nucleotides long. RefSeq names its product NADH:ubiquinone oxidoreductase complex assembly factor 4 (gene ndufaf4). Lineage: Eukaryota; Metazoa; Chordata; Actinopteri; Characiformes; Acestrorhamphidae. Gene Ontology annotation, biological process: mitochondrial respiratory chain complex I assembly. The coding region runs from base 54 to 566 and encodes 170 amino acids. The transcript is spliced from 3 exons. Gene Ontology annotation, cellular component: mitochondrion. The record is from RefSeq and is a predicted model, not a curated record.
ACACACUAACCCAUCACCAACCCCGAGAAGAGGACGGGCAGCAGCAGAGCGUGAUGGGGUCGCGUGCGGGACGCUUGUUACGGCGCUUCAAUGUGGAGAGUCGCGCGCACCGAGAAAUUGGCAAGAGUAAACCGGAGCCCGCGCCGCGGCACGAGACCUACCAACCAGGUCCAGUGGUCAGUGAGGAGAUCCAUAAGAAGGACAAUCCACUGCUGGUCAGACUUGCACAGGUUUACGUCGAGUCUAAAGAUCCUGUACAAGAGGCUACAGAAAUUCCACAGCUGCAGAAAGUAGCACGCCGGCCUCUAAAGCGUGGGCUUCCGGGAGGCGGUCUCGGAAUUAGUGAGCUGACUGAUGUUCCAGUGGGGAAGCUGUCUAUUGUAGAGGCACUAACGGCUUUAAAUGAUCACAAACGCUCUCCUCGAACGUGGACAGCAGAGAAGAUAGCCCAGGAAUACUCACUGCAGGUCAAAGAUGCAGUGGCUCUGAAAGAUUUCUUUAUUCCCUUUGAGGUGAAGAUCAUUCCCCCAAAAUCCAAGGAAACAAAACAGAUUAAGGACUCUUAAUGCUGAACCUGACCUUUGAUUCAGUCAGAGUCAAUGGUCAGAAACUGUAAAUUAAAGUUUUGUUUUUCUGACAUUUAGAGAAUGAUUGAACAGCCUGCAUUUAGUGGUAUUAAUAGUUUUUUUGUUAUUAAUAUUAUUAUUGUAAUUGUACAUGCUUUUGUUCAUGAUGUGCAGUAAAUGCAGUUGUGUGCUUCUGA